Molecule: messenger RNA, 1998 nt
Organism: Penicillium bovifimosum
Lineage: Eukaryota; Fungi; Ascomycota; Eurotiomycetes; Eurotiales; Aspergillaceae
Exons: 2
Coding region: 1-1998 (665 amino acids)
Biological process (GO): double-strand break repair; mitotic intra-S DNA damage checkpoint signaling; replication fork processing
Cellular component (GO): Holliday junction resolvase complex; nucleus
Molecular function (GO): nuclease activity; DNA binding
Source: RefSeq, a predicted model, not a curated record
AUGCCUGAAGUCAUAGAUCUCCUCUCAUCGGACGACCCCCCUGUUUCAGCCGAUCGCCAGCUACCGGAAUCGCAAAAGCCGGCCGAACUUCCAUCGCGACGUCCGUUGCCUCAGCUCAAUCCGAUCUCGUCAGAUUCGGUCGAUGCGUCCCUCUUCGACUAUGACGAUAUCUUCGAUAAGCCAGCCAAGAAGCGGAGAGUGAGCGAUCAAGGCACUUCUUCUUUGCGACAUGUCACCACAACAAACGCAGCCCGCGCGCCAGCUCCAGAGACAGAGCCUUGGUUCUCUAUAUCUGAUGAUGAUCUUGACUUGCCGCCCUUGGGCGCCGCAGCGCAGAAGAAAACAGCACAGUCACGUAUUGAAGAUUCCGACCCGAUCAUUCCUACUUCUUCGGCUCCAGCUCCCCCGCCGAGGCCCCUGCCGCGGAGGUCAAACCUCCUAGAUUCGGAUAUCAUAGCGCUUGACGAUGAUGAUGAUGAAUUUACGGACCUUACGAAACCCCAGUCAUCAAGCCUCCGCAUUCACAGCGAAAUUGAAGAAUUCAGCGACCCACUCGGCCUGCCGGAAUUCUCUGAGCUACUAAACCCCUCGCGAAACACAAAUGCCUCAAAACCCAUCUUCUCUGAGUCGACGGCUCGGCUCUUAGCUCGCAUUGGCAAUGACGACACAUCCAGCACAAAACGCGCAGGCGCAAAAACGAAAGCUGGUACUCGGAAAGGCGCCAGUGGGGAAACCACGACUGCGGAGGUCCUCUCCGAUGACGACAUCGAUGAACCAGCAGCACCGCGGAAAGCAGCUAAGAAGACGGGCAAACUCACGUCCGCGGAGAAAGAAGCAAAAGCUAAAGCACGCGAAGAGGCAAAGCUGCAGAAAGAACGAGAUCGCCAACUGGAAAAAGAGCGCAAGCUGAAGCUCAAAGAGGAACAGGCGAAAGAGAAACAACGAGUCGCCGAAAUCGCGAGCGUCAACAAGCUCAAGGUGAACAAGAAAGACUCCACACCAGAAAUGAUCGUCGAUCUGGCCAACUCUUUCAUGGACAGCAGCAUCGGCACCCAAACCGUCGAGUUCAUGAAACGCCUCGAGGUCCAACAUACAUUCUUCACAAGCCCAAUUCCCAACGUCGUCAAAUGGCGCCGCAAAAUGAACGCCAGAUACAACCAGACCCUGCGCUACUGGGAACCAUGUCCCUUCUUCAUCCAAAACGAAAACCACGUGCUAUGUCUCGUCCCUGCACAAGACUUCGUAAAUAUGGUGGUAACAAAUCCAUCCUCAGACUCAGACGCAAACUCAGAACCACCCGAAAGCCUCGAAACCCACGUCCGCCGUCUCAAAACCGCCUACCCAGACUGCAAGGCCAUCUACCUAAUCGAAGGCCUAACGCCCUUCAUGCGCAAAAACGCAAACGCCCGCAACAGAGCCUUCCAAGCCGAAGUCCUCCGCCAAAUGGCCGAACCCACGGCCGCAGAAGAACCAACAUCGACCGCCCGUGGCCGUCCCAGAAAACAGAAGAAACCCGACGCAGCGCCCCUAGUCGACGACGAGACCGUCGAAGACGCACUACUCCAAUUACAAGUUACGCACUCGUGUCUCAUCCACCAUACGAAUACUCCAUCCGAGUCCGCGGAGUGGAUCAAGAAUUUCACGGAGCAUAUCUCGACUGUGCCAUACCGCCUGGAACGACAGGAAGCGCAUAAUGCGGCGUUUUGUAUGGAGACGGGACAGGUGAAGACUGGUGCUGAUAAGCAGGAUACCUUUGUCAAGAUGAUUCAGCAGGUUACUCGUGUUACGGCGCCGAUGGCUUAUGGAAUUGCAGGACAGUAUCCUUGUGUCACGGAUUUGACGCGUGCGAUGCGUAUGCAUGGACCUAUGUUGUUGGAGGAUAUUAAGAAAUCCGCAAAUAAGAACGGGUCCCUGACCAAUGCACGUAUUGGGCCUGCUGCUAGUAAGCGGCUGUACAAAGUGUUUACUGGGCUUGAUCCCAGCUCGAUGGACGUUUAG